Liolophura sinensis is the source of this 3851-nucleotide messenger RNA. Its product is annotated as high mobility group protein DSP1-like. The coding region runs from base 101 to 721 and encodes 206 amino acids. Gene Ontology annotation, biological process: regulation of transcription by RNA polymerase II. The record is from RefSeq and is a predicted model, not a curated record. The transcript is spliced from 6 exons. Lineage: Eukaryota; Metazoa; Mollusca; Polyplacophora; Chitonida; Chitonidae.
CUUCAGGGAGGCUUUGUUUGCCCCGUUUAAAAUUAUCAUACACCAAGAACAGAAGCUUCUUUCCGCAUUUCUGGGUCGAAUAUUGCGAAAAUCUUCGAAUAUGGGUCGCACAAAGAAUGAUGAUGGACAGGUGAAGCGCAGACGUCGCAAGCCCAAGGAUGUCAACAAACCAAAGCGAGCAUUGACUGCUUACUUCUUGUUUUUGGCUGACUGCAGAUGCAAGGCGAAACUUGCCGGGCGAAAUAUCUCACGAAUUGCAGAGUUUACUAAGGAAUGCUCAGAGGAGUGGCGUUCUUUGGCGGACAAUGAUCGCCGUCGCUAUGAAGAACAAGCUGCCAAAGAUCGGGCAAGAUAUGAUGCAGAGAUGGCUCAGUAUAAAGGAAAGAAAUGUGAGCCUGGUAAACCAAAGAGGGCCAAAUCUGGGUACUUCUUUUUCUUGGAUGACUUCAGAGUCAUGAUGAAGGGCAAAAACAUAGACCACAAGGAAAUCUUGAGGAAGGCGGGUGAGGUGUGGAGAGGAAUGUCAGAAGAUGACAAGAAAAAGUAUGAGAAGAAGUCCCAGGAAGAUCAGAAGCGCUAUGAGAGGGAAAUGGUGGAGUUUCGCAAGGGCGGAGCGGCAGCUGUGAGCAAGAUGAAGGCGGCGGCCGAAAAGAAUGGCCAGGCAGAAGAAGAGGAGGAAGAGGAUGAUGAUGAUGAUGAUGAAGAGGAAGAUGAUGAAUAGAUAGCUCUGAUUGGGCAACAUUUUACCGUAGACAUGUCUGAUUGGACAGUUGAAACUUGUCUGUCAGUGUAGACUGCUGCCAUUGGGUGGUUCACUUAUAAUUUAAAUACUGCAAGAGCGCUUCGCCGAAUGGCCUGUACAAUUUGUCACCUGGAAAUGACCUAAUGAAAAUGCAUGACCGUGCCAAAUGUCUUUUGUGAGAUGAUAGGUUGGCAUCAUGUUUAUACCAUGUCGUACAAGGCUUCAAUAACUAUUAACCUUGUCCAUGUAAACCUCAGAUGUUAUGGGUUCAGGUUAAAAUGUCAGCGGAAAACUUGUCUUGGAAUCUCGCAUCUCAACAUUGAGUUGUCAAAGGUACCUCAGGGGCAUUGUGCCAUAAGGCUAUUUUUCUUUCUAAGGGUGAUAACUUGAUGUAUGGCCCGUCUGUGCCAAUUGGUAAUACCAUCUUCUGAAGCAUGGAAAGAAUGACCUGAUUCUGUGAACAGUGUCAAUUCAUCUGACAUGAGGAUGCAAUUUUCAUUAGGUUAGUUUUGAUGUAUUCAAAUGUUCUAGAUGUUAGCUGGGAUUUUUUCGUCUAGUAAACCAAAGGGAAGAGUGACAGAAAGAUAUUUGAUGAAUUUUUUUAUUAUGAUUAUUGAUUCUUUUUUAUUUAAGUCCGUCUGAAGACUAGUGUUGUGGUAGUAAAGAUCUUUGGAAGAGAACAGUAAUAUCCAUUAGAAAAAUGACCAGUGCUGAACAGUCAAUGCAGAAUGCCAAGUCUGACCAGACCAUUUCACUCCAUUUGUAAUGAGGCAAGGUUUGUUGGUAUUUACUUCAAAACAAAAUCUCCUUGAACUUGGUGUACUGUAAAUAAAACACAGUAGAGGAAUUGACAUUCUAUAGUUAAUGUUCACAGGAGGAUUUUCAGUGUAUAUGAAAUGUUAGCAGUGUAGACUUGGCUUGUAUUUUUAGGCGAAACAUAGUAAUUGGCCCAUUUUCCUCCAGCUAAAAUAAUUCCCCCAUUUAUGUACAUGGUACUUCACGAUCAGCAGUUUUCAAGUGGAAAAUGAUGUUUCCCUGCAUGUAUGUAUGUAUGUGUGUAGAGUUAUUAAUGACUAAUUUUUUUUAUUAGGUUUUUAAUAUUUUACUUAGAAUGAAUAUGUAGUCAAAGACAUAAGUUUGUUUCAUAUCAUUACUAGUAUUCGUACAUAACCCUCCAUAGCUUCAUCUGUAUCAUUUAUUGUGUUCACCUUACUGUUACUUGUGCUUUUCAUCUGAAUAUAUUUGAUCGUUUGCAAAAUUUAUCACACUUUGAUUCAUGGCUGCUUAUUUUUCUGUGAAGCCCAUCUUUGUUACAUCAUCAUGGUUUGUGACAACUGUUAGGAUCUGUCUAUCACUGCCAUUUAAAGGCAGUGUUUUAAUAUCAAUUGUACAUUUUCCUUACUCAACAUUUUAUCGUUUUUUUUUUCCCAAAAUUUUUAAAAAUAUUUUCUGCUUUUUAUGUGCCUCUGAACUUCUUCUGUUUCAAGAAGAAAUAUACUUGUUUUUAGAAAGCUCUUCGUGCAAUUUCAGACAAGUGAUAUAAUAAGCACACAUUUAAUUGGAAGGUCAGUACCAAAGUUACCUUUGUCUUCAGUUUCAUUGUAUACUUCUGGUUACAGUCUUGAGACUAAGCAGUUGUAAUUCAAUCGUAAUUAUUUUCAACAUGUUAACAGUGGCGGAUUGUUUCCAGAAAGAAAUAUUUACCUGUUCUAGUAACUUCAAAUUUUAACUUGGUUUUAAAAUUCUUCUGGCAGCAUCUAAGUUAAUGGUUUUUGUUUUUUAGUCUUAUGUGUGUCAUUUGUUGCUUUUUUUUAUUAUUAUCAUUUUUUUUAAGACAUUCGCUUAAAGGCUUCAUAUACAUGUAACUCAAAGAUUUCCCACCAAUCACCUCAUGCUUUUGUCAUUUUCCAUUUUGUCAAGGUUUUUAGCAGUCAAGACAAACCACUGCUGUUAUGUGCCAUGUGUCCAUCAUUAGCCAGUAGUCGUGUAGCAUAAUGUUUUUAUACCUCCGAUUCCAAAGAGUGUCCUGCCAGACAGUUUAAUCGAUUUUGUUAGUUUAUUGACCAAGAACAUCAUAUCUAUUUUGUUUGAAGCCAGUGUUUAUUGAUCAAAUUAACAUCAUGAACAAUGUUGGGAAAAUUCUCUAGAGUCUAAGAGAUCAACCUACGAGUACAAUAGUAUGUAUUUCUGCAAAGUACACCUUAAGCCUGGCCUUCCUCACGCACAAGAUCACCUAUAAAUCUGAUCUUUAAUUCCUGCUGAAUAGUGCUUUACAUCUUUUGGAUGCUGAGAGAGAAAGCAGUAGUGUUGUGUUCCCCAAUCCAAGCUGGUAACCACCAGUCCAGCAACACCUCUCGGGCACAGUGCUGGAAUGCACACGUGACUUGAGUGUGUAAGACUGUGGACAGGUGAGAACAGUCCAAAUUACGCGUCUUGCAGACAACCCGUGCUAAUUGCUCCAUCGCACUCAGAUUUGCUGCUCUCUCUUGUAUCCAUUAUUUUAUCUGAUCACCACCAUCCCAGACAGAGGAACUAGCAUAUUUUACAGCAGAAAAUGGCCCUGUAAUGGUGUGAGGUGUUUGCCCAGAGUGCAUGUGUUUUGUUUUUGCACCUUGAUGGACUGCAAACCCCAGAUUUCUUACUAAGAACUACUUACUUGCUAUGAUGCAUCUAGUAUUCAGGUAGUUGUUAGGUGGUUGUGGUCCAGAUCACCAAUGUACAAAGCAGGUCUGAGUGUGUAGGAUACAGCCUGAUCCGAAGGAGACUAUGCAUGUAUAUGGCUUCUUUGUCAAUGCCAGACUAUCAUUCUCAAGGGCUAAAACUAAAAGGGUGAAUGUCUGGAGUCCUUGUGUACAACUAAGUUGUAAAAUGUCACUUACAGACCAACCUGUAGCUUUAUACAACAAACAGUUGUACUUGUAUGUACAAAUCAUUGAGAAGACUUCUCUUUUCAUCAGCAAUUUUACGCAGUCCAUUACCUGAUAUGAAGUUUGUCCAAAUGUAUUUGUUUAUGUAUGUCUUUUUUGUCUUUUUGUUGGCAUUUAUUGUUUUUGACUUGAAGUACUUCCAAUCUUUAACAUUAUACAAUAAAAAAAAGGUAUUAAUACCA